Messenger RNA from Paramecium tetraurelia, 843 nucleotides. RefSeq lists its product as uncharacterized. The transcript has 3 exons. Gene Ontology annotation, molecular function: transferase activity. The record is from RefSeq and is a predicted model, not a curated record. NCBI's taxonomy places the organism in Eukaryota, Ciliophora, Oligohymenophorea, Peniculida, Parameciidae. Gene Ontology annotation, biological process: protein ubiquitination.
AUGGAUUUAGCUAGUUAAGAUUAAUUGGAUCCUGUUUCGAUUUAUUAUUUAAACAUCACAGAAUUAAAUUCAUUCCGAUUUGAUUUUAAUGAAAGAUGUGGCUUUAUAUUUUAAUGUUUGGGAAAAAAUCCAUUUUAUUUAAGAGGUGAAUUGGAAUACCAAUCUUUUAUCGAAAUCUCGAAAGAAGACUCUAAAAUGUGUGUAGACCAAAUUCAUUCAAAUAAUGAACAGUUUUCAUUGAACUUUUAAACACUUUAUGUCUUCAAUUCUAAUUCUCAAGUAGGAAUUCUAUCUGACUAAUCGGAUGGUUCAAAUAGAAAUACUAUUAUUUACAUUGUCACUUCGAUUGGAUUGUCAUUUCUUUUGAUUAUUAUUUUCGCUUGUUUUAAAUGUAAGAAAAGGGCCUCUUAAGUUAAUAACCUGUUUGGAAAUUCAUCAUCCAUGUCUCAAAAGAUAACACUCAUCAGAUAAAUGAAUAAAUUUAUGCCAAUUCAGACAUUCGAAGAAUUAAUCAGGAAAUUUCCUGGUCUAAGUGAUGAUCUGUGUUGCCCCAUAUGUUUAGAAAACUAUUAACAGGAUCAUAAGAUUCGUGUCUCAUAUUGCACUCAUUUUUUUCACUCUGACUGUUUAGAUCUUUGGAUAGAAAAAAAUGAAAUUUGUCCCACUUGUAGAUCUUCCUUAAAUUAUGAAACCCUUAAUAAAUUAACCAACACAGACAAUAAUGAUGACGGGCUCUAUCAAAAUGCAUCCUCAACUAAACAGAUUAGCAAUUACUCUUCAUAAAAAAAAAUAAGAUUGUUUGGAGAACACAAAUCAGCCAAUUCCCCAGCAGUUCCACUAUGA